AUGGGAACAUCGGAUCUUCUGAACGAGCUAAACCGAGACACAUUCCGCAUCGACCCGGACAGCGAGAAGCGCCUGUGCCACGUUGUGCUGCAGCAGCUCGACGACGCCUCGGGCGACAUCUCCGGCCUCGCCGUCAAGUGGUGCGUGCCGUGCGACAUCGUCGCUCAUGCGAUGAUCGCUUGCUUGCACGUUCCUGGUUCCUGGCAUGCAGUGUUUGGUUUAAGCCUGGUGCCGUUAGUGAAGAAGGUGAGCGAGGCGCGCGUGGCGGAGAUGAGCGCGGCGCUGGUGGGGAAGCUGCUGACGGGCAAGGACCAGCAGCGCGACAUCGCCGCCAUCGCGCUCAAGACCGUUGUGGCCGAGGUCGCGUCGCCGCCCGCCAUCCACCACCUGCUCGCGUCCCUGCCGGCCAGACUCACCGCUGCUAUUGACUCCCCGGACACGAGCGUGGAUGUGAAGGGCGAGUGCCUGGACGUGCUGGGAGACGUUCUGCAGCGGUUUGGAGUGGUGAUGGCCGGUGACCACGAGCGGCUGCUCGUGCCCCUGCUGCAGCAGCUCUCCUCCCCCCGCGCCUCCCUCCGCAAACGAGCCACGCAGUGCCUGGCGAGUCUGGCGGCGAGUCUAUCGGACGACCUGUUGGCGAGGGCGUCCAACAGCGUGGUGGCACUGCUGCAUCGCACUGACCUCAAGCCCGACAUGACUCGCUCCUACAUCCAGAUGGUUGGGGCGCUCUGCCGAGCGGUGGGGUACCGCUUUGGGCCGCAUCUGGGGGUGGUGCUGCCGCUCGUGGUGGGCUUCAGUGAGAGCGCCUCUGAGAACGACGAUGAGAUCCGCGAGUACUCCCUGCAGGCGUUGGAGAGCUUUGUGGUGCGGUGCCCCAAGGACGUGGCGGAGCACUGCGAGGCGAUACUGGAUUUGGCCCUCAAGUACCUGAGCUACGACCCCAACUUCACAGACGAUGCCAUGGAUGGCGACGGGGAGGGCGAGGACGAGGAGGACGAAGACGAGGACGAGGACGAGGAGGAGGAGUACAGUGACGAUGAGGACGUGAGCUGGAAGGUGCGGCGAGCAGCAGCGCGGUGCAUCGCUGCCAUCACCACCUCCCGCCCCGAGAUGCUAACCACGCUCUACACCAAGGCGAGCCCGAAGCUGAUCGAACGGUUCAGAGAGCGCGAGGAGAAUGUCAAGGUGGACGUGUUCAAUGCGUUCAUCGACCUGCUCAGGCAGACAGGCCAAGUCACCAAGGGCCACGGCACUCCUGCUGACGUUCCCCCGGGCAGCCCGCUGGCAGUGUUGAGGGAGGAGGUGCCUCGCAUCGUGCGCUCACUCAACAGGCAGCUCAAGGAGAAGUCGCUCAAAACACGGGUGGGAGUGUUCAGUGUGCUCAAGGAGUUGGUGCAUGUGCUGCCCAGCUGCCUCACAGACCUCAUCGCCCUCCUCAUCCCCGGCAUUCAAAAGGCUCUCUCUGACAAGGCGUCCAACUCCAACCUCAAGAUCGAGGCGCUUCUCUUCACACGCCUGGCCAUGGCAUCCCACCCACCCCACGUCUUCCAACCCCACAUCAAGGAGCUGGCGGCGCCAGUGGUGGCAGCGGCAGGAGAGCGGUACUACAAGGUGACAGCAGAGGCACUCCGAGUCGUGGGCGAGAUGGUCAAGGCCAUUCGCCCCCCCGCCCCCCAGGAUAACAACUUUGACUUUGCACCGUACGUGCCACUCUUCUAUGAUGCGGUCAUGAAGCGCCUCACUGCUCAGGACCAGGACCUCGAGGUGAAGGAGUGCGCCAUUGGCGGCAUGGGGCUGCUUGUCUCCAUCCUGGGCGACCACCUCCAAUCACAGCUCGCCACGUGUCUGCCCCUUCUGCUCGACCGCCUGCGUAACGAGAUCACCCGCCUCACAGCCGUCAAGGCGUUUGGCACGAUAGCUGAGUCACCGCUGCACAUCAGCCUCUCGUCCGUGCUCGACCCCACCCUCGCCGAGCUCACCUCCUUCCUGCGCAAGACCAACAGGUCGCUACGCCAGGCGUCCCUGUGCACGUUGAACGCCAUGCUCUCAGCAUAUGCGCCCGACAUCACAGACGCUGCCAGAGAUGCCCUUCUCACCGAGCUCGCCCCGCUCAUCAGCCUGCCUCAUUCUUUUGUCUACCGGCCUUCACCCCCCUCCACCCUCCGCCACCACCGCAGUGACUCGGACCUGGCACUGGCAGCGCUGGCACUGCAGCUGUGCUGCUCCGUGACCAGGCAGGCGCCCCCCGGGUCUGCUGCUGCAGCAGCUGUGUCGUCCAAGGUUCUGCCCCAGGCUCUCGCUCUUGUGCGCUCGCCGCUGCUGCAGGGGCAAGCACUGCAGGUGAGAGCAGGGCUGAAAGAGAGGGUGGUAGGACGGGUGAGAGAAGGGGUGAGAGAAGGGGCGAGAGGAGGGGUGAGAGAAGGGAUCCGGGGUGAGAUUAGGGGCGAGGGAAGGUGCCGUUGCCCUUCACAUCAUCCCUCUCCAUGCGUCUCUUUCUUCCCCUCCGCUUCGACCCCCUUCCCUCCUCUCCCCGCUCCUCUUCCCCCCUCAUGCAUCCGCCAGGCCCUACAAGAGUUCUUUGCAGUGCAGGCAUCAGCCACGUCCUUUGACUCGCUGCUCUCGUUCCAUGUCUCCGCUUCCAUUUCUCCAUGCCUCUCCUCCUCUCUGGCCCCCCUUCUUUCCAUGCCCUACCAGAGUUCUUCGCGGUGCAGGUGCAGGCGUCAGCCAAUCCCUUCGACUCACUACCCUCCUGGACCAUUCUCCCCCUCCUUUCCCCUUCUCCCCCUCCUUUCCCCUUCUCCCUGUUCCCCUCCCCUCCCCCGCCAGGCCCUGCAAGAGUUCUUUGCAGUGCAGGUGCAGGCAUCAGCCACGUCCUUUGACGCACUGCUCGCCGCGCUGCUCUCAGCAGGCCGCCCCUUCUCCUCCUCCAUGUCCCCCGCUGCUGCUGCCGCCGCCGCCUCCUCCUCUGCCGCUGCCCGCCCCGCCUUCUCGUCAGUGGCACAGUGUGCUGCUGUGCUGUGUGUGGCUGCUGGCGCUGACCAGUGUGCUGCUACUGUGAGGACGCUGAUGAGCAAUCUAGAGGGUGCUGCUCAUCCUGCUGACACGCACAAGCAACUGCUCUCCCUGCUGUGCCUCGGCGAGAUAGGCCGGCGGGUAGAUCUGAGUGCACACACCACGCUCCCCACCCUCGUCAUGUCCGCGCUGGCGUCGCCCUUAGAGGAGGUGAAGGCAGCGGCAUCGUUUGCGCUGGGGAGCAUAGCGGUGGGAAACCACAGCCAGUACCUGCCGUUCGUGCUGCAGCAGAUCGACUCCCAGCCCAAACUGCAGUACCUGCUGCUGCACUCGCUCAAAGAGAUCAUCUCUGGGCGAGCGGCGAGUGGCAGCAGUGCGGCAGUGGAGUUGGAGGGGGAGAACGUGGGCAAGGUGUUGGCGCUGCUGUUCACGCACAGUGAGAGCGACGAGGAGGGCGUGCGGAACGUGGUGGCGGAGUGUUUGGGCCGCCUCGCACUCAUCGACCCGCCACGCCUUGUGCCCGCACUAAAGGAGCGAGUGAGCAGCCCAUCCACCUUCACGCGGGCAACGGUGGUGGCGUCACUCAAGUUCACUCUCACUGACUCCGCCCAGCCCAUUGACGAUCAUCUCAAACCCCACCUCGCCUCCUUCCUCUUCCUGCUCCGAGACUCCGACAGGCAUGUGCGGCGGGCAGCAGUGCUGGCGCUGACGACAGCAGCCCACAACAAGCCAGGGCUGGUUGAGGACCUCUUGCCAGAGCUGCUGCCGCUGCUAUACGACCAGAUGCGGGUCAAGCCUGAGAUGAUCCGGACCGUUGAUCUGGGCCCAUUCAAGCACACAGUGGAUGAUGGGCUGGAGCUGCGCAAGGCAGCCUUUGACUGCAUGGACACACUACUCUCCACCUGCCUGCACCGCAUCCAACCGGCCGCCUUCAUCACCCCCUUCCUCAUCUCUGGCCUCUCGGACAACUACGAUGUGAAGAUGCCAUGCCACCUGGUGCUGGCGAAGCUAGCAGAGAAGUGCGCCCCAUCGGUGCUGGCAGUGGUGGAAGCUCUGGUCGACCCCUUAGAGAAGACCAUCACGACACGAGUCAAGGCGGACGCGGUGAAGCAGGAGGUGGACCGCAAUGAGGAUAUGAUUCGCAGCACCCUGCGUGCUCGUCUGAAGCAGGAGGUGGACCGCAACGACGACAUGAUCCGCAGCGCCCGCGCGCCGUGCAUGCGCUGUCUCGUGUCAGUACUACCUCUGCUCUGCUCUCUCUUCCUCCCACCCCCCCUCAACCCCUGUUCCGCCCUGCCCCCAUGGCACGAGCAGCAAUGUGGAGUCAUCUACUCGCUUCAAGACAUUCAUGACCAACGUGAUUACUUUCCGUACGACCUGAGUUACGUCACCACCUGCGUCAAUGUCGGCCUCACUUGCAGCGCCGAUGGUUACGUCACUCAUAUAGAUUGGCCGUACAAGGAAAUCCGAGGGGAGCUUCCUUCAGAUAUUUUCCAGCUGGUGCACCUUGAAUUCCUGUCUCUGCGUGACAAUUUUCUGCAUGGCUCCAUCCCUUCUGAAAUCGGAAACCUCGUCAAUCUCACGUCAUUGGACCUCACCAACAACUCCUUUUCAGGGCCCUUCCCCACCUCCUUCAGCAGACUCACCAAGCUCUCAUACCUGUACCUGUCAUUGAACAAGUUUUCGGGCAGCAUUGAUGCCAUCGGCAACAUAAUCUCUCUCAACGAACUAGACUUGUCACACAACCUGCUGUCGGGGACCAUCCCCCAGUCCUUCUCCGCCAUGACCAGCCUCAGGUCCAUUUGGCUGGGCAACAACUUGUUCACGGGGUCGCUGGCGCCCCUCGCUGCUCUCUACUCCCUCACCAGAAUCUCCCUGUGCUGCAAUCGCUUCAAUGGUUCCAUACCCACCUUCGCCAGCAACCCGACCGACUUUGACGUGUCAGCGAACGACCUCACAGGGCCGCUGCCCUCCGGCCCUGAACCUGCUGACGGCCUUAAUUUCAAUGUGUCGUACAACGGCCUCUCGGGGGAAAUCCCCUUCGACUUUAACGCCGCCAUCUUCUCCACCCUUGACAUAUCUCACAACAAUUUAUCGGGCAGAGCAUUCUUUACCGGGAAAAAGGGGGGAGCAUUCUUUUCUCUUAUCUCUACCGUCAACUUCGCGCACAACAGAUUCUCGGGAGCACUCGAUCCCUCCCUCUCCACCCUCACCUACCUCUACGACCUAGACAUAUCAGGCAACCUUCUCACGGGGUCCAUUCCAGCCUUCAUUUCACGCCUCACCUACCUCACUGUGCUCGACCUCUCUUCCAACCAGUUCACUGGCACCGUGCCGCCAGCUGUCAGCAACCCCACUGGCCUCGUCAGCAUCAACCUGGCGCACAACCUUCUGCAGGGCUCCAUUCCCCGGGCUCUCUCCCGCCUCUCCUCCCUCACCUACCUCAACAUGUCGUCCAAUCAGCUGUCAGGAGACAUCACACCGGCCCUCUCUCCUCUGCGCUCCCUUGAGAUUGUUGACAUCUCAGCCAACACAUUGAAUGGCUCUGUUCCGCUCUUCUUUGGCCGCAUGCCCAACAUGACCCACAUGAAUAUGGCCAUCAACCUACUCUCCGGCUCUCUGCCUCCCUCCAUUUUCAACCUGCGACAGCUCUCCUACCUCAACGUGUCUCGCAACCGCCUCUCAGGCCCUCUGCCCAACGCUGCUGCCAGUCCAGCUCUCAUCAUCGACCUCUCAUUCAACACGCUCUCAGGGUCGCUGGAGAGGCGCCAUAUCAAUCUCAAGCGCCUGGCCACGCUGGCGCUGCACCACAACCAGCUGUCAGGCCCCAUCCCCGAGUACCUCUGCCAAUCCGUGCUGCAGAUCAUUUGCCUUCUUCCUACUGCCAUCCUUUUGGGUGCUGUCAUCUACCCACACCAUCCAUCUUGCUUGCUUCCUCACCUCCUCGCUCCUCUCACCUCACCCUCUCUUCUUGUCUCGCGUUCUCCCAUUGCCUCGUUUGCCCCAUGUCUCCACCUGCCCACCUGCCCACCUGCCCACCUGCCCACCUUCCCACCUGCCCACCUUCCCACCUGCCCACCUUCCCACCUGCCCACCUGCCCACCUGCCCACCUUCCCACCUGCCCACCUUCCCACCUGCCCACCUUCCCACCUGCCCACCUGCCCACCUGCCCACCUUCCCACCUGCCCACCUUCCCACCUGCCCACCUUCCCACCUGCCCACCUUCCCACCUGCCCACCUUCCCACCUGCCCACCUUCCCACCUGCCCACCUUCCCACCUGCCCACCUUCCCACCUGCCCACCUUCCCACCUGCCCACCUUCCCACCUGCCCACCUUCCCACCUGCCCACCUUCCCACCUGCCCACCUUCCCACCUGCCCACCUUCCCAUGUGCACACCUUCCCGCCCUUCCACCUGUCCACCCUUCCACCUGUCCACCUGCCCACCCGUCCACCUGCAGGCUCCUGGGCAGCAACGCCUUCUGGGGGGCCCUCCCUCAGUGCCUGCCCUUCCUCUCCUCCGUCCAACUCAUGUCCGAUGCAACGAACUCUCAGUGGGUGUGGGUGACGCAGGGGGAGGAGCAGAAGGGAACUGGAGCAGGAGGGGAGGGCGGGGGAAAUAGCAGCGCUGUGGCAUGGCUGGCUGUGGAAGGGAAUUGUUUGGGGAGUGAGGGGUUGGGGCAGCAGCGGGGGGCAACAGAUUGUGUCACGCUUCACUCUCACUCCAUUUCCCUCUCUCUCAACUUCUCGACGCCAUUUCCCCGCCUUGUCUCUCCCUACUCCCCUUCUCCCUCCGUCUCGCACCAUCCCCCUCUCUCCACCCCUCUUCCACCCCCUUCCGUCCCUCUUCCCCCCUCGUCCCCCCCCCCUUUCCCCCCUCUUACGCCCACUUCCCCUCCACCCCCCCUCCUCUCCCCCGAUUCCCCCUCUCUUCCCCCCUCUCCACCCUUCUUCCCCCCGCUUCCCCCUUUCUUUCCCGCACCUUCCCCUCCUUUUCCCCCCCUAUUCGCCCCUUCCGCCCGCUGUCCCCCCAUUCCCCCCCUCUUCCCAACCUUUACCCCCCUCUUCCCCCCCCUUUCCCCCUCUCUCCACCCCUCUUCCCCUCCUCAUCACCCCUUUCCCCCCUCUUUCCCCCCACUUCCCCCCCUCUUCCCCCCCAUUUUCCCCUAUCUUCCCCCCCGUCCCCCCCUCUUCCCCCCCUCUUACCCCCCUUCCCCCCCACUUCCCCCCCCUUUUCCCCCCACCUUCCCCCUCUUUCUCCCCCUUCCCCCCCCUUUCCCCAACCCGUCCCCCCCACCUUCCCCCCGCCUUCCCCCCUCGUCUCCCCCCCCUUCCCCCGCUCGUUCCCCCCCCUUCCCCAUCUCGUCCCCCCCCUUUCCCCCCCUCCUCCCGCUAACCACUGCCCCCUUUCCCUUGACCUCCCCUUCCUUGUCAGUGGCCUCUCUGUCCACUGAUGCCCUAGUGGGCAUCGUUCUGGGCUGCUUUGCUGGCUUCACGCUGCUGGCUGCUAUGCUCGCAUGGUUGCUGUGGCCCCGCGGACCAAAGAAGUGGGAGGGGUUGGAUGUGUGUGAGCAGUUCUCGCUGCAGCAGAUGCUCAAGGCAACCAACAACUGGUCGGAGGACAAUGUGCUGGGCAAGGGUGGCUUUGGCGUUGUCUACAAAGGUCGCUCGUCACAGGGCCAGCUGUGGGCCAUCAAGCGCUCCACCAUCAUGACUAACGACUUUGAAACGGAGAACGUGGAGACGGGCAGGCAGGAGCAGAUCCUUGUGUACGAGUUCAUAGACAACAGGGACCUCCACUACCAUAUCCAUGCCACCAAGCGUCCACUCUCUCUGCGCCAGAGGCUGCGCCUAGCGCAGGGAACAGCAGAGGGCCUGGCGUACCUGCACGGGUUUGACACAACCAUCGUUCACCGCGACAUCAAGCCGGCAAACAUCCUUGUGACUGCUAAUAUGCACGCUAAGCUGGCUGACUUUGGGCUGCUCAAGCGCCUCACUCACGGCGAUGCUGAUGCCACGCGAGUGGCCGGCACUCCGGGCUAUGUGGACCCGGACUACAACCGUACCAACAUCAUCACAGCCAAGAGCGAUGUGUUCAGCUUUGGAAUCGUGCUUCUUGAGUUGCUGAGCGGAAAAUCAACCCAUGUUGGCGCUGACGAAAAGACACAUAUAAUAAAAUGGGCAAUGAAGAGGGUGGAGGAGUAUGAGCUAGAGGAGCUGAGGGACAGCAAGAUGCCAGUGGUCACUGAGGAGGCCUUAGUGGACUUUGCUGACCUGGCUCUGGACUGCAUCAAGUCUCCCGGCACACGGCAACCCACCAUGAAGGAUGUGGCAUACCGCCUCACUGCCUUCAUUGCCAAGCACUGCCCCGACAGGGAGGACGAGUGGGAAAGUGUCGCGAGAGACGACAGUGCAAGCAACGAGGGUGUGUCUUCCAGGGAUGUUUCUGGUUUGUCGUUUGGAGAUGGUGGGAGGGAGCCCAAGGGGUCUUAUGGCUCACAGUCUGGUGUGAGCUCAUUCAUGCUUGGCUCGAUGGGUGAUGGCGUCCGGAGUUGGCUGCAAUCGAAGCCAACCAAAGGGCGUUGA
Closterium sp. Naga37s-1 is the source of this 8598-nucleotide messenger RNA. The record is from the annotation of a GenBank genome assembly. Lineage: Eukaryota; Viridiplantae; Streptophyta; Zygnematophyceae; Desmidiales; Closteriaceae.